AUGGCUUCUCUGCAAACCCAUCGUGACAAUUUUCAAUUCCACCGUUGUGUCUCCUCUCUCUCCCCAAAGCUCCACAGCCUCCAAAACCCCAAGCUUUCACUGCGCUUUCCCAUCUCAUUUUCCGGGAAAGUUAAGGUAACUUUUAGAGGAAAUGGGAAGGGCAGAGAUGGAAUUUACUCGCUUUGCUGCUUAUGCAGAGCUGGUUCUGAGGUUGAGAAGGUUUCUGCUGAGGAAGGAAAUGAAAGGCCUCCUUUUGAUAUCAAUUUGGCCGUGGUUCUUGCGGGUUUUGCAUUCGAGGCCUAUAGCAGCCCUCCUGAUAAUAUUGGGAGGCGAGAAGUUGAUGCUGCAGAUUGUAAGACAGUGUAUCUUUCAGAGUCAUUUGUACGUGAGAUCUAUGAUGGCGAAUUGUCAGUUAAACUGAAAAAGGGUCUCAACUUACCUGCCAUGGAUCCAUGGGGAACAAGUGAUCCAUAUGUGGUCAUGCAAUUAGAUGGUCAAGUUGUCAAAAGCAAGGUUAAAUGGGGGACGAAAGAGCCAACAUGGAACGAGAACUUCAGUUUCAAUAUCAAGCAGCCUCCGACCAUAAAUCUGCAGGUAGCAGCUUGGGAUGCAAACCUAGUAACUCCACAUAAACGAAUGGGGAAUGCAGGCAUCAGUCUGGAAGGCCUUUGUGAUGGAAAUUCACAUGAUGUACUGGUGGAAUUGGAAGGAAUGGGAGGUGGUGGAAAGUUACACCUAGAGGUCAACUAUAAAAGUUUUGAUGAAAUUGACGAGGGAAAAAUGUGGUGGAGGAGGGUCCCCUUUGUUUCUGACUUUCUCUGUAAAACUGGUUUUGAGCCUGCUCUAAAAAUGUUUGCUGGCUCUGACACUGUGCAAGCACGUGAAUUUGUGGAAUAUGCUUUUGGGCAAUUAAAGUCAUUCAAUAAUGCCUACCUUCUGAAGAAUCUGACUUCAAGUAGUGAUGAGAAUAACACAGAAGGCACUAGGAAAUCUAAUAAUUCUGCUGGUGUGUCAGACAUGCCUUCCCAGAUGGAGGGUAUAGCAGAAGGUUCUUUAAAUAAUACAAGCUUCAAAGAAGGGAGCAAUUCAGAUGAUUCCAAUGCAGAUAAUGGUGGUGGGGAGAAUGGUUAUGCCCCUGAACCCCUGAAACAACUUGUUGGUUUGCAGUCACGAAAGAUAGCAGAAGCAUCUUAUAUUGACUCAGGGCUUGCGACUCCAGAAGGCGUAGAUGUUGAUAAUGAUAAAAUAAGUGGCCCACUUUCUGUUAGCAUGAUUCAGUCUUCACUUCCAGAUAUUAAGGAAGCGACAAGGGACCUAGUAAGGCAAACUGAUUCUGUUUUAGGAACAUUAAUGGUUCUAACUGCAGCAGUAUCUCAAUCAAACAAGGAAGCAAAUCUUUCUGGAAGGAGCAAAAUUAAAGAAGAGGAUACUAGCAAUGUAGAAGAUGAUGCCUUGACAUAUCCCAUCAACAAGAAGCUUGCUAGCUCCCAGGGAGCUGAGGAGAUGAAAGAACUCUUUUCUACUGCAGAAAGUGCCAUGGAGGCGUGGGCGAUGCUUGCUACUUCUAUGGGGCAUCCAAGUUUUAUAAAGUCUGAAUUUGAGAAACUAUGUUUCUUAGACAAUGCGACGACAGACACGCAGGUGGCAAUUUGGUGCGAUUCUUCCCGGAAAAGAUUAGUUAUCGCUUUCAGGGGAACAGAACAGGCAAGAUGGAAGGACUUGCGAACAGAUUUAAUGCUAGCUCCUGCUGGGCUAAAUCCUGAAAGGAUAGGUGGAGACUUCAAGGAAGAAGUUCAAGUUCACAGUGGUUUCUUAAGUGCAUAUGAUUCUGUCAGGAUCAGGAUCAUCUCUCUCAUGAAAUUGGCAAUUGGUUAUAUUGACGAUCUUGCUGAGCCGCUGCACAAAUGGCAUGUUUAUGUCACUGGUCAUAGUCUAGGUGGUGCAUUAUCUACCCUCCUAGCUCUUGAACUUUCAUCAAGUCAAUUAGCAAAGCGCGGAGUGAUUUCUGUGACCAUGUAUAACUUUGGAUCUCCUAGGGUCGGUAACAAAAAAUUUGCCGAAGUUUAUAAUGAGAAAGUCAAAGAUAGCUGGAGAGUUGUAAACCACAGAGACAUUAUACCAACAGUCCCCCGCUUGAUGGGUUACUGUCAUGUAGCUCAACCUGUUUACCUAGCAACAGGAGACCUAAGAAAUGCCUUGGACAAUAUUGAGCUUUCUGGAGAUGGUUACCAGGGUGAUGUGAUUGGGGAGUACACACCAGAUGCGCUUAUCAGUGAAUUUCAUUUAUAUCUUGGGAUGCAACCACUGUUGGGUGCAAUGAGGCAGAAUUGA
Prunus armeniaca (apricot) is the source of this 2331-nucleotide messenger RNA. Lineage: Eukaryota; Viridiplantae; Streptophyta; Magnoliopsida; Rosales; Rosaceae. The record is from the annotation of a GenBank genome assembly.